Messenger RNA from Vanrija pseudolonga, 3379 nucleotides. Its product is annotated as putative transcriptional regulatory protein. Bases 1 to 2205 code for a protein of 734 amino acids. NCBI's taxonomy places the organism in Eukaryota, Fungi, Basidiomycota, Tremellomycetes, Trichosporonales, Trichosporonaceae. Gene Ontology annotation, molecular function: DNA-binding transcription factor activity, RNA polymerase II-specific; zinc ion binding; DNA binding. The record is from RefSeq and is a predicted model, not a curated record. Gene Ontology annotation, biological process: DNA-templated transcription; regulation of DNA-templated transcription. The transcript has 2 exons.
AUGCCCUCCGCCCCGCGCGAGCGGGUCCGCACGCUGCGCGCGUGCACGGCCUGCUCGUCCCGCAAAGUCAAGUGUGACGGCAACGACACGUGCGCGAGCUGCGUCAAGCUCGGCGUUGCGUGCGUGUAUGUGUCUUCGGGGAAGAAGCGGGGCCCGCCAAAGGGUGCGCCGGCGCGUGGGGGAAGGAAGAAGCAGGUUCCCGACAGCUCCCCGCCGACGGCGGCAGAGAGCGAGGACCGUAAAGUCGACACUGGCAGCAGCGACUUCUCCUCGGCGUGGUCAGCGUCGGCAGCUGCUGCGGACCCGGCCCCGCCGUCGGCCAUCACGCCGUCCUACUCGUCGCUUUUGGCCAACAUGCCCCCGAGUAUGGAGUUUGACACGGGCGACAUGAUGUCUGAUCUGCUACUGCGCUCCGAGGCGUCGCUCGCCGUGUCGCCUGCGACCUCCAAGCCGGCCAACUCGCCCCACACGGCACGCACGCCGCGGAUACCCACGCUGAGCAACCACAACAGCUACCGCGCUGCCGCGUCGCCCUCGAUGCGGAGCGUAUCGUGCGACACUGGCCUGUCGGAGGAGGCGAUCGACGGGCUGCUGCUCAUCUACGAGACAUUCAUCCACCCGCACUGGCCGGUCAUCUACCUUCCUGCGCUGCGCUCCCUACGCGCACUGGAGACACAGGCGCCGAUUCUGUUUGACGCCAUCCUCGCCAUCUCCUCGGCCAACAGCGACUUAACCCAGAGCCCCGCACCCGUGGCGCUCGGGGAACGCAUCACGCGCGGGCCGCUGUCGUCAUUGUCCGAGACGAUUCUCGAGUCCGUGCGCCACCGUAUCCUGGCGAGUCUCUAUUCCAAUCGCAGCGACCUUGCGACCGUGCAGGCGUUGGUGAUCGUGUCCCUGCAAGACUUGGGGUACGGCCGCACGUCGCUCGCGUACCAGAUGGGCGGGAUUGCGAGCCGCAUGGCGAUCGAUUUGGGAUUACACAACGUCGGUCCGACGACUGCCGGCGGAGGCGGAGGUGGCGGGGAGCGCGAUGGCCGACGGAAGCAGGAGCAGUGCCGAACGCUGUGGGCGUGUUUCCUGCUCGACAAGAUCCUGGCCGCUGCGCUCCAGCGCCCGUCGAUGCUCCGCCUCGCCGACCUCGACACGUUGCGGCCGAGCGUGAUGGAGCGGGAUGAGCUCGACCUCUGGCUUUCGGGCGGCGGGCAACACUUUCUCCAGCCGCAGGCGGCGCAGGCGAUGGAGUGUGUCAAGUCACAUGCGCUGUCUAGCUUCAACUCGUGGUGCGAUAUCGGGAUCAUUGUCGAGACGGUCCUUGACCAGGUUUACCGGCCCGCAGCGCGGCGUGCGCGUGCUGAGGGCGUCUACUCGCAGCAGGCCGAUGAAGCGACCAUGCAGAUUGACGCCGAGCUGCGGCGGUGGCGGUCUAACCUCCCCGAGCACCUGCAAUGGCGCGACGAGGACGGCGUGUCGGCGCACGUCAAUGUCGGCCCGCACAUCCUCACCCUGCGUGGAUGGUACUAUACUUGCCUGCUGCUACUGCAUCGGCCCCGCGUGCCCUACCUCCAGGAGACGUACGAGAACGACCACGACCUGGAUGCGAUCCACGCAUUGCAGAGAUUACAGCAGCCCGACCCCAGCUCGUCGCUAUCCGACCCGUUCCACCGGUUACCCAAGGGUGUCGAUGCGAGCAGAGCAGCAGCCAACGGCAUCUGCAGCAUCAUGGAGGCGUACGAGACGACGUUUAGGAUCCGCAAGUUUCCAAGUUCGUGGGUCUACCUCGUGUUCCAGGCGGCCACGGUGCACGCCGGUCUGGCAUCACACGCUGGCCGGACCCGCGGUAACGAUCUCAACGUGCACUCGCUGUCGCCACUGCGCGUCGAGUCGAUCCAGCGGCUGGAGCAGUGUAUCCGCUGGCUCGACGACAUGUCAGUGACGUGGGCGAGUGCGUCGUCGCACGUCAACAUUCUGCGCAACCUCAGCGCGGUGGGAGCAAAGACACGGCCGCCAAGUCCGCAGCCAGAAACCGGCUCAUUCGACACGGGACAACACCUGCUCAACACUGGUCGUAUGCUGCCCCCGCCCCCACCAGACAUGUCAGGUACGGCGGCCGAGAUCAUCGACGACUGGACGUUGUUUUGGGCACUCAUGCCCGCGAGCGACGACGCGGGGCUGUGGCACUCGUUUAACGACAUGUUCACGAGUUAGGGCACUAGUUUAUGUUGUAAUCUUGUACAUUGUACUAUGCAGUUGCACCGGGCACGAGCACGUGCUGGAGGGUAUACCGCGCGAUGCCGCGUCCAGCGCCAGUAGUGAACGGGACCGUGACGUACCCUGCGUCGAUCCAGCCGUCGCGCAUCAUGUAGCCGGCGGCGAGGAAGAAGCCGACGGCCCAGACGCGGCCAGGCCAGCCGCGGACCUUGCGGCCGGUGAUGGCGCGGAACGCGGCCUCGAGCCCGGCGCUGACGCCAGAGAGCGUGAAGAAGGCCGCGACGGACAGGAGCGCGCGAGGGCCGAUAGCAGCGGGCUGGAAGGCGGCAUGGUACGCCGCGCUGAAGACAAACACGAGCGGCAGCGCCGCCCGCUGCGGGAGGCGCAAGAGCCGCACCGUGCCAGUUGACAAGAGCGUGAAGUCGCGCCGGAAGUUCUGGUGCCACCUGCGUCCCCAAAAGUCGAGCAACGAGGUCGACGCGAACGGGUUGGAGAACAGAUCCGGGUCGAACGCGUCGGGCUCGUAGAUGCCAGUCGCGAUCGAUACCGUGGCAAGCGCGUGAUAAGGCCACGAGAGGACGAGCGACGUCCCCGCGCCAAUGGCCGCCGCGAUCGCUGCUUGUAAGACCACGUGGGGGAGGGCCACGGGCGGGAGGACGGCGGGGAGGAGGUACAGCUGUGUGCCCAGCAAGUCGUCGAUGCGUCCGCGUGGCGUGGGGAAGGGAGAGCCGAUCGUGCCCGGCGCCAGGGCGAGGAAGAGGGCCUGGAUCGUGUCCAUUAUCACGAACUGGGUGGCGGCGAUGCGCGCGUGGUGUGCCACGGCGGCGAUGCGUGACCUCGCAGCCUUCGGAGGGGUGUGGGACUUGGCGGUGCGCGGCUUGAGAUAGCCUGUGGCUGGUGCGCCUGCGAUGCGUAUGUUGCGCCAGCGCAAGUUGAUCACUGUGUCGAGGGCGGAGAAUGCGCGGGCUCGGGGAUAGCUGUCGGACAGGGAGGGGAGGAGGGCGAGCUGGACGUGCUUGAGGGCCAUGUGCGGGUACUGGGUGCUCAUUGCCGCUGUGAGCAUGUUUCGGCGGAGGUCUGUCGCGCGAGCGAGCGUCAGCGAGCGCCCGAGUGGGCGAGCCGGCUCUCGUAGAACGAAGGGGACGUACUCUGGCUGGACCACCAUCGGAAC